CUAGAGCUUCGUGAGCUUCAAUAAGCAGAGCUACGGCAAUCCCACACCCACAAUUACAUCCAACUCUGUACCUCCGAACCUGAACCUCCCAAUAAACCCGGUUCCAUCAUGGUAUGCUACAACUUAUCUCCAAAUAACAUGACUAGGCCCCACCAGAGCUCAUAAACUGACCGUAGCUAGACGUCAAUAGGUACAGGUUACGAUCUCUCCAACUCCGUCUUCUCCCCAGAUGGCCGGAAUUUCCAAGUCGAGUAUGCAGUCAAGGCAGUAGAGAACGGAGGAACAUCCAUCGGAAUCCGGUGCAAAGAUGGAGUAGUGCUGGCUGUGGAGAAGGUCAUCUCAAGCAAGCUAUUAAAGGCUGGUGCAAACAAACGUAUUGCGACUGUUGACAGACAUAUUGGUGCCGUAUGUUUUGCUCCCAAGACUUGCACAUCAUAAUGAAACAGUACAACGCCUAACAUCAUCACAGGUAUCAUCUGGACUCGUACCCGACGGUAGACACUUUGUAUCUCACGCACGCGAUGAAGCUGCCAACUGGCGUUCAGUCUACAAAACCCCCAUCACAGUCAAGGAUCUUGCAAGCCGAAUGGGCGGAUAUCUUCAAGCAUACACCCUUUACUCCUCCGUACGACCUUUUGGUAUCACAGCAAUUGUAGGAGGCUGGGAUUCCGAGCUCGAACUUCCAGUGGAUGGCCAAGUUGGAAGUGGUCCAAUUAGUGGUGCAGGAGGCAAGGUCGAGGGGAAGACAUAUGGUGGACCAGGACUUUACAUGAUUGAGCCGAGUGGGAUGUACUGGGGUUACUAUGGUGCAGCAACUGGGAAAGGACGACAAACCGCCAAAGCAGAAUUGGAGAAAUUGGACUUGGCUGCUGGUAAAUUGAGUCUCGAGGAUGGUGUCAAGGAGGCUGCCAGAAUCAUCUAUGUUGCACAUGCUGAUAACAAGGACAAGGAGUUUGAGUUGGAGAUGACUUGGAUUAGCAAUUUGGAUGGUCCUACGAAAGGAAGACAUGAAGAAGUACCAAAGGAUAUUUUGGAGGAAGCCGAGCGAUUAGCAAAGAAACAUUUGGAAGGUGAGGAAGACGAUGAAGAGACGAAAGAUGAUGACAAGGAUAAAAUGGAGGAAUAGAUGUCCUAGGUGCGAGAACACCCUGUACCAACAUUUGCCCAUUAUCCAUUUUAUGCAAUUCUGCUGGCUUCACAACCCGAAUGAUGAUCAUUGAUUGACUUACAAGUCAUUCUUCUCUCCCGAGAUUGGGCAAUCCCCUAAUUCGUAUCUCGCUGCAUUGACGCUUUAGCGGAAUUGAGUCG
Molecule: messenger RNA, 1308 nt
Organism: Hymenoscyphus albidus
Lineage: Eukaryota; Fungi; Ascomycota; Leotiomycetes; Helotiales; Helotiaceae
Source: the annotation of a GenBank genome assembly